Messenger RNA from Drosophila navojoa, 928 nucleotides. RefSeq lists its product as uncharacterized. Lineage: Eukaryota; Metazoa; Arthropoda; Insecta; Diptera; Drosophilidae. The record is from RefSeq and is a predicted model, not a curated record.
UCUGUCAUUUAGAACAAGAAUAAGAGAGGAAUAGGACCAGCGACAACAAAGUAGGCGACCAAUAUUUCAAUCGCCAGGCACUGAUCAAAAAAUUUGUAAACGACCGAAUGACAUAAAAAUGGCUGGGUUUUUAAAAAACAGAAAACGAAGUCGGGAAGAUGAUCUACCUUGCGAAUCGACCCCCCUUUCCAAGCGUAUCAACAAUUUGCAUUUAAACUACGACGAUGGGAAUAGCAGCAGCAGUAGCAACUGCAGCAUACCAAAUCUAAUUAAUGAUAAUAAUAAUUACAUAUUACCAACGAUCCAAAAUGGAGGAAUCAGUCCAGCAGAAGUGGUCGGCGGUGGCAUAUAUGAUUACAAUCCCGAGUUGAAUGCUGAUCAAAAUCCAUACUAUUAUGAGAAGAACAAAAUGUUAUAUGACUUACACGUUGAACGUGUUAAGCGACACAAUCACUAAGAUUUUAUAGGACACAAAUGGAUUCAACUUAAUGCUCUAAGACAAACAAAUAUAAUAAGAAUAAAUGCGCAUACAACACGCUUCAGUCAAGGUGAUACAAAAGAAAAACAAGAAAUCAAUUCAAAUCUCAUAUAAACAUAAUAGAUAACGCUAUACACAAAAAUGAACAAGGAAUAAUCAAAUCGCUUGCCUUAACCAUUCGUUAACAGAAUAAAUAGCAAUAUGAUAGCUGAUAGUGCCAAUAAUUCAAAGAAAUAAACUCAGAUGGAUUACUUAGCCGAUCUUCUAUCUUUAAAGGUUCAUUUAUAAGAAGCUACAAACAAAACAGUUUAAAUAUGUUAAGUAUUCAAAUUUCUGCGAAUUGAGACAAAAUGUGUUCGAAACGUAUACAAAUGUAUAUUUGUGUAUGUAUGUAGAAUUAAAAGUAAGCUUUAGCUAACGAUAACUACUGUUGAAUACAAACCUCUACAA